AUGGGAGGGAAAAAGUUGAAGGAACGGCGCGCGGUUUGGUCUGAAUAGUGGUAACUAUGCCUUUAAAGCUUUCGCAUCUGGGUGCAAGGCAAAUGCAGAAAGCGGAGGGGAGCAAAUACAGUAUAGGACUGGGGCGUAUUAGAUACAAUAACCCUGGUGGCGCCAAAUGUUUAAACGGAGCGGCGAGAUGCCUCCGCCCUUCUCUCAAGAGCCAAUUGGAAGCAAGAUGGCGAAGAAUGGGGAGGAGCCCAAUCCGAAUGAUGGAGCGCGGGGAGAAUUCUCAAGUUGGAAGCGAAGGAGGAAGUUUGGCGGUGGGUGUUGAGGGCUGCUCGUCCGAAGUAGAAUGCUAAAAAUGGUAUCCCAGCAUAUAAACCAACAUAAUGUGUAAUUAAACAAAUGUAUAUAAAGCUGAAGCUAAUAGUGACAAUAUGAAUAAAGAGAACAAGGAAAAUCAAUGUUUUGAAAUGCGUGAAAGCCCAGUCAAAACACCUCUAAAACAAAAGGCUGCCCCCAAUUUGCUUUUGGCAGAGAUCCAGCCUGCUGCUUCUGACUAUCUGACCACACCACCAAAGCCCAAUGAAAGUACUUCUGGUGAUCCAUGGACCCCAACAGCUAACCUUAGAAUGCUGAUUAGUGCAGCUAGUCCUGAAAUUAGAAAUCGAGAACAGGAAAAAAAAUGGUCCGAUAAUAAAAGUGAAGGCCUUGAGCAUCAUUUGUCAGGAGAAGAAUAUGAAAAGUCUCAACCAAGCCGUAAAGAGAAAAGCCUUGGAUUGCUAUGUCAUAAAUUCUUAGCUCGCUAUUCCAGUUACCCCAAUUUUUCUAAAAACAAUGAAAUAUGUCUUGAUCAGGUAGCAGAAGAUCUAAAUAUUGAGCGCAGGCGAAUCUAUGACAUAAUGAAUGUAUUAGAAAGUCUUCACAUGGUGAGCCGAUUUGCCAAAAACAGGUAUUCCUGGCAUGGGCGUCAUAAUCUUAAAAAAACACUGCAGGCUUUGAAAAAAGUAGCUGAGGAAAGCAAGUACUCGGAACAAAUCAAACUGACUAAAAAAGGAAAAAAUGGGCAAGAGGAUGAAAACACUGGCCAGAAUAUUGAAUGGAUGCCAAAGCACGCUAGGUCAAAUUAUCAUACAGAUUUUGUGGAACUACCUGGGAUGGAACUUCAAGCAGCUUCAGUAAAUAGUCGUAAAGACAAGUCUUUAAGAGUGAUGAGCCAGAAAUUUGUAAUGUUGUUUCUUGUGUCAUAUCCCCAAGUUGUGAGCCUUGAAGUUGCUGCUAAAAGUUUGAUUGGCGAAGACCAUUGUGAAUCACUGGAUAAAAGCAAGUUUAAAACUAAAAUUCGAAGACUAUAUGAUAUUGCUAAUGUUCUCAGUAGCCUUGAGCUCAUCAAGAAGGUUCAUAUUGUAGAAGAGAAAGGCCGCAGACCAGCAUUUAAAUGGAUAGGACCAAAUGUUUUUUCUGAUAUUAAAGAUUGUAUUAUAGAUACCCAGCCAAAAUUGGAUGCAAUGCCACUUGCUGUGGAAGAUAAAUCUUUUAAAGAGCGUUGUUCUAAGAAUCUCUUCCCUAAUAAUAGCAAACAAUUUUUCACACGGCAUCCGUCUUUGAUAAAACUGGCAAAGAGUAAAGAAAAUGAUCUGAGAAAGAGUCAUUCAGCUCCAGGCAGCCCUGUCAAAAAACAUUCAGACUCAAAUCGUUCAACUUUUCCAAGCAAGAUGGCUCAACUUGCAGCAAUAUGCAAGCAACAAUUAGAUGAACAAUCAAGGGAAUGUGAAAAGGUAAAAAAGAAAUUGGAAGACACUUCGCCUUCUGAAUCUUGUCGGAGGCCCAAAGCAGUCUUGUUACCUUCUCAAACUGCAAUCUUAUCCCCGACCUCCAACUCAAUACUUCCCCCUGUCCUUUCUACUCUGCCACCUACAGCAUAUCUGAAUCCGUCUCAAGUACAGAUAGUGACCACAUAUCCAAGUUACAUGGUAUAUCCUGUUUCUGCUACUAAUGUGACCAAAAUUAAGACUCCUGUGGAAACUCUCACUGAAACAUUUACUAAAGACAAUUUUAAUGAUUGGAAAAAAGCUGAAGAGCUGCAACUCUGGCUAACUAAGGAACCCAGUGGAACAACAGAUGAUUUGAUAUCUGGGAAAUGUUUUAAAAGAUCUAACCUUCUACUAGAAGAUAGUCCAAUUAAAAAAUAUAAGAGUGAAAAGAUGGAACUUCAAGAUUCACUACCGGAUAUCAAGGUCCCCAGUGACGUUGCUGUGUCCAGUAAGAAGAAAGCAGAGUUUUUUUCAGUGGAAAAGAAAUCCUACAGUUCUUCCAAUCUAGGUCAAAUUCCAGUGACAUCUAAUUUCCCUACUUUUCAUAUAACACCUCUUAACCUAAUGGUACCACCACCUUCUGUAGCAACCACAUCCUCAGGGAACGGUACUGUUGCGUCAGUCCAGGUUAACCCUACCCCGCCUCAGAGCACCUUAGUUCUGAACAUUAUGCUACAACAGUUAGGAAUGAUGCCAGCCAAUGUACAGAUGUCUACAGAUCACCUACAUCAAUCCGCUUUCAUCUGUCAAGGAGCAGAACAUGUUAGUCCUGUCCCAGUAAGUGUAGGAUUGCAGCAAGCGACUGUAUCACAGAACGUCUUACUAAGGGAUUACCAAGAUUUACAUGAAAAAUUGGUUCCAACCACUCCUCAGGAGACCAGUGUUCCUGUGACAUUCAUCGAUUCUAAGAAAGGAAAUGAAACGUCAAGUGAUCGAAGCCAAGAUCCUGGCUCUCAUUGAUCCUUUUGUGAAUCAGAAGGAAUUUUCCCAAAGACAUUGCUAAUUCUAAAGAAAAUUUGGUAGAUUAACAGAACAUACAUUUUCUCAAAGAAAAUGCUGUAUCCCCACCUGCAACAAAUAUAAUUACAAUACUUUGUUUCUGUCACAUUAAAAUUGUUCUUUGAAAUUAUUUUUAGGCAUAGGGAUGGUUUUUUUCCCAUGCUGGAUUUUGUUUUACUUUUAUCUACAGUCAUUUAUUGAGCUACUCUUUUUUUGAAUGAAGGAUCAUUCAUCAAUAUUUUUACAAAAGUCAUUUAGAAUUUCAUUGUCUAUCUAACUAUAACUUUAUGAUGUAUAAAGCUAAUAAUACACAAAGAGUACAUUCCAAGUACAAGCCUAGAGUGUUUUUAAAAAUAUAGAAGCUCUAGUUCUAAAUGCCACAGUAAUUCUUCGUUGUAAGUCUGAUAUUUUAUCAUGUCAAUGUAAAUUAAAUGCAAUAUAUAAUUUAAUGCUUAUUUAAUCUAUUUUAAAUUAAUAAUUGGAAUUUAUUUUUUUAAGUUUCUGUGAUAAAUGUUCAAAUGAUUUCAUAAUCAAUAUCUUAUGUCUUGUUUGUUGUAAUACUCCCCAAAUUUUGUUUCUAGGUACAAAUAUUGUACCGUAUUUUCCGGUGUAUAAGACGACUUUCUAAACUCUGAAAAUCUUCUCAAAAGUCAGGGGUCGUCUUAUACGCAGGAAUAUACGGGUAGCUGUUCUCUGAAUUUAAAACCAA
Crotalus tigris (Tiger rattlesnake) is the source of this 3513-nucleotide messenger RNA. RefSeq names its product E2F transcription factor 8 (gene E2F8). The coding region runs from base 429 to 2765 and encodes 778 amino acids. Gene Ontology annotation, biological process: regulation of transcription by RNA polymerase II. The record is from RefSeq and is a predicted model, not a curated record. Gene Ontology annotation, molecular function: RNA polymerase II cis-regulatory region sequence-specific DNA binding; DNA-binding transcription factor activity, RNA polymerase II-specific. NCBI's taxonomy places the organism in Eukaryota, Metazoa, Chordata, Lepidosauria, Squamata, Viperidae. Gene Ontology annotation, cellular component: RNA polymerase II transcription regulator complex. The transcript is spliced from 13 exons.